GAUGCCGUCGACGGCAUUGACGCCAAACUACUCGUCCAACUCUCACAUCCGGGUCAGCCCUCCAACAUAUUCCGGGCCGAGACGGUCGGCUCAGCGGAACGUUGGUAUACAGCGAUGCAAACGGCGACCACUUUGGAGUGAAUUAGGGGAACGGGAUGUAUAUAUAUAUUCAGCGAUUGUUUGCCAUUAAAUGUGUUAAUAAAUUGUUUUAACUAUUAUUUUUAUUUAUAUUUAUUUCAUUAAAAAUUUUAAUUUCAUAUCAAGUGAUUACAAUAAAAUGAAUUUAUUUGCUUGUUAA
Oppiella nova is the source of this 298-nucleotide messenger RNA. The record is from the annotation of a GenBank genome assembly. NCBI's taxonomy places the organism in Eukaryota, Metazoa, Arthropoda, Arachnida, Sarcoptiformes, Oppiidae.